AUGAAAAAAACUGUAGAGCCAUCACCCAACAAUAAAUUUAUCAAGGCAAGAGAUGGAGAUUCAAAGCCAAACUUUCAACCAGAAACUUCUCAUAAGAAGGCAGUCUCUAUUUAUGGCGGAUCAAGUAAGGUAAAUUCACCCUCACGUACAUCAAAUCCACUUCCUCAACAAUCUAAAAAACAUCCGGUUGUAGUUAGAAAGAAGAUUACUAAAACUGCAAGUACUACUAAUCAAGCAAACAAGGAAACAAAAAAGCCAGUGAAGAAGGGUUUGGAUAAAGAGUUGUUGAGUAUUCUUCCUCCAGAAAUUGUUUUAGAAAUUUUAGAUUAUUAUGUUGGACCAGGAUUUAAAGUUUGUUUGAAUCCUGUAGUGAUUCCUACUAGAGAAAUAGAUUUAAAUUCAUUGAAAUUUGAUGAAUCAUUGUUUUAUAAGCAAUAUUUUGGAAAGUUCACAAACAGAGGAACAGACACUGCCCCAAAAUUGAUUUUCAAGAGAGCUGCAGUAGUUUCUAUUGAUGAUCGUCGUUCUGCAACUGAAUAUCACCGCUUGUUAACAAUAAUGACAAGUCUUAAUUUACCAAUUGACGACUACUUUAGAACGAUGUGUUGGCUGAAUAUUGUAGAUAGAAGAAAAGCACCAACAGAUUUAGAAGAAAGAAUUUCCAAAAGACUCACCUAUAUUUCAAAUGUUUUUGAAAAGGAUAAGUCACUUUGUGAAAAGGUAACCAAAAUUGAUUUGCAAAGAUUGGAGACCUUUGAAAGUGCUGUUGAGUUUGGAGCAAAUAAUUUUCCAAACCUUGAAAUAGUAAGACUUGGAUACACCAACAUGCCUACGAAAGGGUACAUGUAUCAAAAAUCUUUCAGCAUGGCUGAGGCUUCUGAUUCCAUCUGUAAAAUUCAAAACAUGAAGGAAUUUGCUUAUUUGGGAGAUUAUUUUUCUGUUGAAAGCAUGGAGAAAAUUUCCAAAUCAACCCCUAAACUUCAAAAACUAAUAAUUGAAUCUUCUGUCUCCAUUGGAAAAUGUGGAAAUUUUAUUGGAAACUGGCAAGAAUUGAAGGAAGUGAAUGUAUCAAUUCAAUCUUCUUACUCACGCUCAAUUGAAGUAGCAAUAGGAGAUGAACAAACAGAGUUCUUAAAAGCUCUCAGCGACUUGAAAAUUGAAAAGCUGACUGUUCGACACGACUCAAUUUGUCUUUCGACCUUUAAUAGACUACCUUCAACGCUUACUUUCCUUGAUUUAGAACACACAAAGAUUAAUUCACAAUUGUUUGAAGGUAUUUCAGAAUUAGUGUCUCUUAAAAGUCUGUAUCUUGAUUGUACACGUGGACAUGAAAGAGAUGAUUUCAAAUACCUUAAGAACCUCCCUAACCUUGAGCUAUUAUCUGUUACACAAAGCUCAACUUGUGGAGAUAUCGGAACAAAGCAUAUUUCAAUGAUAACAAGUUUGAAAAAGGUUUUCCUUUUAAAUUUGAGUCAAGAUCAAAUACAUGAUGAGAGUGGUAUGACUCUUUCCAAUUUACCUAACCUAGAAGAAAUAGAUCUUCAGUAUUGUGAAAUUACUGAGAAGACAAUUAAUAGUAUUGUUAAAAAAUGUAAUAAUAUUUCAAAGAUUUAUAUCAAUGGGUGUAAAAAGAUCAAUAAGGCUAAGCUGUUACCAAAUAUCAAACACCUUCUUGAUGAGUACAGCUUUUACAGAAUCCGACAUUCAGUUGACUGA
Molecule: messenger RNA, 1716 nt
Organism: Naegleria gruberi
Lineage: Eukaryota; Heterolobosea; Eutetramitea; Acrasida; Naegleriidae
Exons: 1
Coding region: 1-1716 (571 amino acids)
Biological process (GO): SCF-dependent proteasomal ubiquitin-dependent protein catabolic process
Cellular component (GO): SCF ubiquitin ligase complex
Source: RefSeq, a predicted model, not a curated record